Messenger RNA from Aphidius gifuensis, 970 nucleotides. RefSeq names its product insulin-like growth factor-binding protein-related protein 1. Gene Ontology annotation, biological process: regulation of signal transduction; regulation of cell growth. Gene Ontology annotation, cellular component: extracellular region. The transcript is spliced from 4 exons. Bases 79 to 882 code for a protein of 267 amino acids. The record is from RefSeq and is a predicted model, not a curated record. Lineage: Eukaryota; Metazoa; Arthropoda; Insecta; Hymenoptera; Braconidae. Gene Ontology annotation, molecular function: insulin-like growth factor binding.
CAUAAGCUCCACAUCAUUGUCUUCAAUAUCUUGGUUUCCUCUUUGAAAACAUUAUCACAAUUUGUUUCACUCGUUAAAAUGACAUAUUUAAAAGUUUUUUUAUUAUAUAAAAUCUUUUGUCUUGUUGUGCUAACAUUUACCCAAGUAUCAGCUGAUUUAAUACAAAAAAAUAUCAACCAAACAAUAGACUGUGGUGAAUGUGCAUACUACAGAUGUCCUGAAAGUUCUACCAAGUGUCUUUUAGGAUCAGUUAAAGAUCCAUGUAAUUGUUGUCCAGCUGGUCUAUGUGCAAAAUUUAAUGGUGAACCAUGUUGGAAUUCAAGUAUCCCAAAUUUAUCAAAAAAAUAUCUAAAAGACGGAUUUUGUGCUGCUAAUUAUAUUUGCCAAUUACGCAAUGAUCUUCUUGAUGGGGAUGAGCCUGAAGCAAUUUGUUCAUGCCUAGAAAAAAGUCCAGCAUGUGGUAGUAACAAUGAAACUUAUGAUACUCCAUGUGAACUUCAUGAAGAAGCAAUGAGAAUUAAAAAUUCAACAUUAAAGUUAAAACAUUUAGGUCCAUGUCCAAGUCGUCCUUGGAUAUCAUCACCUCUUGAAGACACUAGUGCAACAAUGAGUCAACGAGUUGCACUCAAUUGUGAAGCCAAGGGUUUUCCAGUUCCUGAUAUAACUUGGGUCUUUCACUCGUCAGAUGGUUCAAGAGUUAUCAAAUUACCAAAUGAUGAGCAUGAAAGUGCUGUGCAUACAAGCGAUGGACCAGAAAAUUUUAUGCGAAAUUCUUGGCUUCAAUUUUCAAGAAUUUCGAAACAACACACCGGAACAUAUCAGUGUAUUGCGAAUAAUACAAUUGGUGUUGCAAGUACAAUGGCUUUUGUCUCAUUAAUAUAACAAAUUAAAAAUUCAAUUUUAUAAUUUUUUUUUUUAUAUGAAUUUUACAGUCUUAAAAUAUGAAAAUUAUAAGUAACUAUAAUUUAAU